Cooperia oncophora is the source of this 651-nucleotide messenger RNA. NCBI's taxonomy places the organism in Eukaryota, Metazoa, Nematoda, Chromadorea, Rhabditida, Trichostrongylidae. The record is from the annotation of a GenBank genome assembly.
AUGGAAAGGCCAUCGGUGGAUCAGUUGGUCGUCGGGUAUGCGCGAGAAGAUAAAGGUCGCUUCUCGGCUACAGGAUCGGUCACAUUGAUACGAACUACCAAUGCUAAUAUUCUAGUGGACUGUGGUGACCCAUGGAAUGGUGAAGAAAUUCUCCAAAAGCUCUCCUCUUUCGGUCUGCAAAAAGAGAAUAUUCACAUCGUUGUCGUCACUCAUGGUCACAUUGAUCACUGUGGGAAUUUGUCAAUGUUCCGUGAUGCAAAGAUCUAUAUGGACGGCGAUUUAGCUUGUCAAGGAAAAUACACUACAUUCACUCAGUGCUAUGAGGGAAGCAUGAACUUUCGUUAUUAUUUGACUUACCUUUAUGCACAAAUACAUGAAAAUCCGCUUACGCUCGCAGAAACUGUGGAGCUUCGUCGCUGCUCCGGUCACACUGACCAUGAUCUGAUAGUAGUCGUCAGCAACACUGAGUACGGGCGGAUCGUUGUUUCAGGAGACAUUUUUGAGUGUGCGAAUGAUGACGCACAAUGGAGGGACGUUUCCCGUUAUCCGGAUCGCCAGGAGAAGAGUCGUUUGCAAAUUGAGGAAAUGGCUGACUGGAUUGUACCUGGUCAUGGCCCCAUGUUUAAAAAUGAGAAGAUUGUUCAAGAAUGA